UCUACCGGAUCGUGUCUGGAAGAGCUGAAGUCUUGCAGCGGUUCAGACUUAGGAGUGACAACUCAUGAUGGCGAGUCUUCUUCAUCCUCGUCUUCCUCGCUGCUCGCUGGUAUCCGGACAGAGGUGAGGUCCGCUCGGCUGAGAUCACCCCGGCCACCUCUGCAGGACGACCGGGAGCCUUCAACUCCUGCCAGGGGGGAGCUUGGAUAUUCAAGGACAUUUACCAGAUCUACUCUGGCCUUUUCUGUCGAUUAAGGAAAUCCAGCGUGCGGCUGUGCGGCGCUACAAUGAUGUGGACAGAUUUUGUAAACAAGAGCAGAAACGGCCGCCAGUCCGUCUGAUCAAUAAAAGAUUGACGAUGUUUCCGUACGUGUCGGUACAUGUCGCACCCCUUCCUUUAUCGAGGAGCCAAACGGCGACGUAAAGGAAAUCAGUUGCCGAGCGUGGAUGCGUUUCACCUAAAUGGCUUAGUUUCCAGCCCGCAUCCGUCACCGUGUGUUUCAGACAGACCCGCGGCUGCUGUGUGUCGGAAGCAAAGUGUCGGUGAAAGUACAGUGACCCAAAACGCGGAGGGAAGGCCAGCCAACUUUGAUUUGCUGGGCGCUGGAGUGUGUGUGUGUGUCUGUGUGAACCCUGUGGCGCAUCACUGGUGUGCAGCUCCGGGAGUCCAGGCACGAUCAAUGUGGACUUCAAUCAGAAAUUGAGGAGUCACACAUAGGAGCCCCCGAGUCUCUCCCAUCCCCUCUUCCCCUCCCCUCCCUCUGUCCCUCCCUCCCCGUCCCGUGUGGAUCUUUUCCCUGAACCCCCUCUCCUCGUCGUCUGAGAUUCACCAUGUUGAUCAAGGAGUACCGCAUCCCCAUGCCCAUGAGUGUGGAGGAGUAUCGCAUCGCCCAGCUUUAUAUGAUCCAGAAAAAGAGCCGAGAGGAAAGCUGUGGUGAAGGCAGUGGGGUGGAGAUCCUGGAGAAUAAGCCCUACACAGAUGGACCAGGCGGGACGGGCCAGUACACCCACAAGGUCUACCACAUCGGCAUGCACAUCCCCAGCUGGUUCCGCUCCAUCUUGCCCAAAGCGGCGCUGAGGGUUGAAGAGGAAUCCUGGAACGCCUACCCUUACACACGCACCAGAUACACCUGUCCCUUUGUCGAGAAGUUCUCCAUUGAUAUUGAGACGUACUACAAGCCUGACACAGGCAACCAGGCAGAUGUGUUCAACAUGUCUGCAGCAGAGAAGAGACAGAGGACUAUUGCAGACCCUAUCGACAUUGUGACAGAUCCUAUCCCCCCCCAUGAGUACAAAGCGGAAGAGGACCCGCGGCUCUACAAGUCAGUCAAGACGCAGAGGGGUCCUUUGCGGGACGACUGGAUCGAAGAGUACAACAAUAACCCAGGGAAGACCCCCAUCAUGUGUGCCUACAAACUGUGUAAGGUGGAGUUCCGCUACUGGGGGAUGCAGUCUAAGAUCGAGCGCUUCAUCCACGAUGUCGGACUGAGGAAGGUGAUGGUGCGUGCCCACCGGCAGGCCUGGUGCUGGCAGGACGAAUGGUACGGUCUGACCAUCGAGGACAUCAGGCAGCUGGAGCUGGAGACCCAGCUGGCCUUGGCAAGGAAGAUGGCCCAGUUCAGCCAGGCAGAGGAGGCUACCGAGGCCAGCGUGGGCGCCCCAUCACCAGACAAAGACCAGGAGGUCCAGGAGGCGAUCAGCUCCAUCGAAGCUGAGGAGGUGGUUGUCAGCACAGGAGGAGAGACUCUCCAGGCACGAGGUGUGCUCACCAAGCAGUGGUCCACCUCCUCCCGAUCCUCCCGCUCUUCUAAGAGAGGAGUGAGCCCGUCGAGUCACAGCAUCUCUGAGUGGAGGAUGCAGAGCAUAGCUCGAGACUCGGACGACAGCUCGGACGAGGAGUUUUUCGACGCUCAUGAGGACUUCUCAGACAACGAAGAAGUCUUCCCGAAGGAGAUCGCCAAGUGGAACUCCAAUGAUCUCAUGGACAAGAUUGAAGCUGCAGACACAGAGGGAACUCCUGGUGAGCUGUACAAGGAAAUGACAGUGGACUAUGAAAGAGCAGCCAGUGAGGAAAGACUGGACGAGGACAGCUCCUCCCAGCAGUGUCUGCAGCCUUCCAAGAUCCACGUGCUGAUCUUGGUCCUGCAUGGAGGGAACAUCCUGGACACAGGCGGAGGAGACCAGAACAGCAAGCAGGCUGACGUCAACACAAUCAGUUCUGCAUUUGACACAGUCAUGCGUGUUCACUACCCUGCUGCGCUGGGACGCAUUGCUAUCCGCUUGGUGCCCUGCCCUGCCAUCUGCGCCGAGGCCUUCUCCCUGGUGUCCAACCUGAGCCCGUACAGUUACGAUGAGGGCUGUUUGUCCAGUAGCCAGGACCACAUCCCUCUGGCAGCUCUGCCUCUGCUGGCCACCUGCGCCCCGCAGUACCAGGAGGCCGUUGCUACUGUCAUCAUCCGAGCCAACCAGGUGUACACAGACUUCAUAAAGUCUCUGGACGGGGCAGCCUUCUCGGGCCAGGUGUGCCUCAUCGGAGACUGUGUGGGAGGAAUACUGGGGUUUGAUGCAUUGUGCAGCAGCAACCAGACAGUAAAUGAAAGCCAGAACAGCAGCCGCAGGGGCAGUCUUGUGAGUGUGCAGGACCAGGAUCUUCUCUCUCCAGGGAUCAUCAUCAACAGCGGGCACGGAUUGGCCUCUCCGACCUUGGAGGGCAGCCGCCACCUUAGCCGCAGCAACAUCGACAUCCCUCGCUCCAGUGCACCUGACGACACUAAGAAGCAGCUACCACGCAAGAGAAGCGACUCCUCGACCUAUGAACUAGACACCAUAAAACAACACCAGGCCUUCCUGUCCAGCUUACACUCCAGUGUCUUGCGGAACGAUCCGACCUCGCGGCGGUCCAGCAGCAGCACCAUGCUGGACGGAGGCUCCCUAGGGAAGUUUGACUUUGAAGUGUCCGACUUCUUCCUGUUCGGCUCUCCCCUGGGUUUGGUACUCGCCCUGAGGAAGACUGUCAUUCCUGUGUUGGACGUGGCCCAGCUGCGACCAGCCUGCCAGCAGGUCUACAACCUGUUCCACCCCGCCGACCCCUCAGCUUCUCGUCUGGAGCCGCUCCUGGAGAGAAAGUUUCACCUCCUGCCGCCUUUCAACGUACCACGCUACCAACGCUUUCCCCUGGGAGACGGCAACUCAGCUCUAUUGGCGGAUGUUGUUCAGUCUCAUGGUGGUGUCUUCAUGGACAGUUCGUACCCCUCCUCCCCUGUAACGGGCCCCCACUGCCGGGGCGUACGGAGGGCCAGUGAGGUCAGCAUUGCCAGCCAGGUCUCAGGAAUGGCAGACAGUUACACUGCCACCAACAUAGCCAACACGCAAUCAUGCCAAAUUAACCAAUCCAAAAAGCUCAGCCUUUUGUCCCAACUGGCCUUGUCGUCACAAAACAAAUUCUUCCCGAGAAGUCCUCCUAAUUCCUGUAGGAAAGCAGAGACUGGCCAGAUCCCUGGAUCUCCAGAGACAAAUCUAGUGACAGAGCUGGAGUCUGACGCAGAUGCUAGUGAAGGUCUAAGUCCCACUGACCAGUUUCAGAGGUGCCUGUCAGCUGGCCUGGACUUUGCUAUAUCUGACCUGGUCUCAUUGGACUCCCAGGCUGAAGUGGAGCAAGUUGCAGCACGUUGGUGGGGAACCAAGCGGAUGGACUUUGCCCUGUACUGCCCUGAUGCUCUGACUGCUUUCCCCACCGUGGCUUUACCACACCUCUUCCAUGCAUCUUACUGGGAGUCCACUGACGUUGUGUCCUUUCUCUUGAGACAGGUCAUGAGGCAUGAAAACUCCAGCAUCCUUGAACUAGAUGGAAAAGAGGUGUCAGAAUUCACCCCUUCCAAACCUCGAGAGAAGUGGCUCCGGAAGAGGACCCACGUGAAGAUCAGGAAUGUGACAGCCAACCACCGUGUGAAUGACGCCGUGUUCACCGAAGACUGCCAGCAGGUUGUGACCGGUCGCUUCAUGUACGGCCCUCUGGACAUGGUCACUCUGACUGGGGAGAAGGUCGACCUCCACAUCAUGACCCAGCCUCCAUCAGGAGAAUGGGUGUACUUUGACACCGAGGUGACCAACAGUAGUGGCCGAGUGUCUUUUGUUAUCCCGGAGAGCAAGCGCCUGGGCAUCGGUGUCUAUCCUGUUAAAAUGGUUGUCAGGGGAGACCACACAUUUGCAGACAGCUAUUUAACAGUUCUGCCCCGUGGAACUGAGUUUGUGGUGUUCAGCAUAGACGGCUCAUUUGCUGCCAGUGUGUCCAUCAUGGGCAGUGACCCUAAAGUGCGGGCGGGAGCCGUGGAUGUAGUCAGGCACUGGCAGGAUUUGGGCUAUCUGAUCAUUUAUGUGACGGGACGUCCAGACAUGCAGAAGCAGCGCGUGGUGGCCUGGUUGUCUCAGCACAACUUCCCUCAUGGUAUCGUGUCCUUCUGCGACGGCCUGGUCCACGACCCGCUCCGACACAAGGCCAACUUCCUCAAGUCCCUGACUGAGGCUCACAUGAAGAUUUUUGCUGGCUACGGCUCAACCAAAGACAUCUCAGUCUACACCUCCAUCGGCCUCUCGCCCUCCCAAAUAUACAUCGUUGGUCGACCCUCCAAGAAGAUGCAGCAUCAGUGCCAGUUUAUCACAGAGGGCUAUGCAGCCCACCUGUCCCAGCUGGAGUACAACCACCGCUCCCGGCCCGCCAAGACCAGCAGUGCCCGCAUGGUGCUACGUAAAGGCAGCUUUGGCUUGGGCGCCAACAGCGACUUCUUGAGGAAGCGAAACCACCUGUUGCGCACCAUCUCCUCCCAGCCGGCCCCCAGCUCCCCAACAGGCAGCGGCCACAGCAAACCGGAGCGCACGCAGAGCCAGUCAGACAGUGAGCGGCUGGAGCGGGAGCGGCUGGAGCGCGCUCACAGCCAGGGUCACGGCCCGGGACCGGCCCAGCGCAGCAUGAGCAUCACGGCCAGCUGCUGGGGCCGCAGCAGCAGCACGAAGCUAGAACCAGGCCUUUUCAGCCCCAAAUGAGCUUCGAGUGUUAAGAAAGACACAGUGGAAAAGCUUUAGGAGAGUGACUUUAAGAUACAGUGCCAAGGAAGGGAUUCAUGAGAUAAAGACCUACAGAAAAGAUUCACAGAAAGAGAGUGAAAAGCGGUCACAUUGCACCAGAUGAGAAAAUACCACGAUGAAAAUAAUCGGUGCUACAAACCACUCUUUGUAAAACCAACACCAAUACUAAGCCACACUCAACACACACAGCAAUGGACAGAGGUUACAGCUAUAUUUAUUGUAAAACUGCGACAGAGGCUAAAUGCAUUUCAAGAAGCAUCUUUAUGAAGCAGGAACACGCACACACAACACACACAACCCUAGCUAGUGUGGUAGAAAUUCAGACUGUUUCUUAUUGUAUACUGUUCAGUAAAUAUUUGUCAAGUGUCUUGGGUACAAAAUCAGUCAUCGUGGCUAAAAUAGGGUUUUAGAUUUGAGUUGGUUCCAUACACAAACCAGCCCCAUGCGCAGACGGCCCGUGUUAGGCUCCACGUGGCGACGCCGCUCCGCCGUGUCGCCUGCUGCACGGUCACUGACCACUGUGGCCACCCAAGCACAAAAAUAACACAAUACAUUAACCAGUUGUUUUAAAAGGCUGUCCUGUUUUACACAUCUAUACCCAGAUGUGUUCUACCAUGAGAGCAGAUGGAAGAAUCAGGUAAAACUGGAUUGCAGGCUUUUUGUUUUCUGGUUUUGGCCGUUCAGAUGUAAAUGAAAUUUAGCCAUCGUUAGUACUUCUGUGAAAUCUUGGGUAAAAUCAUCAUUUAUUAACAGCAACAAGAAAAAAAAACAUGGUCUGUGAUUAUUUGUGUUAAUUUAGGUGAUUUAACCAAGAUCUAUUAAUCAUGUUGCAUAUGCUCCUGUGAUUAGCAUUUAUACCCAGCAGUGAGUUAAUUCUGCUAGUUGUGUGGCGAAUACCAAUCCCAUACAUCCAGUUCCACCUGUUUUCUAGGCUACUCUCAGGCCAAACAACCACCUGAAUAUCACACCAAGAAGAAAAACAAAAUGACCCUUUAACUAUGGCGACAGUCGAGACUGUGCCUGGGUUUUUAUAGUAUUUCAUCACAUCACUUCAUUGCACUGCUGUAAUUGCCUAUAUGCGUAAUUAAUGACUCAGCUAUAGGGGAAAAUCCCACUACUGUAUGGUUUAUGUGCCAAAGUAAACAGUAUAGAGUGAUAUGCUGUACCUGAAUGGAAAAGAACUGAAUCAAACGUCCUUUGUAUGGAAAUGCUCUGAAAACUAGAUUGUGUAAGUGUAUAGUUGAACGCCUUACUAAGGCCUGUACAUACUGAUGUUAUUAUAUAGUGUAGAUCUGGUAUCUGGUCCACUGACGGGGCCAGCUUCAAGUGUCUUCUUUACUCUGGGGGGAAAACACCGCCACAUUCAGGAUAUGCUCUUAUUAUUGUUGUUAUUAUUUAAGAUGAUAGAUAUUUUAAAAAUGUAUUGAUUUGGUGAACAAAAUGUGUUGGAAGAUUAUUUUAGCUACGUAGUGUUUAUUUCCCUCAUACUUCAUUUGCAGCAGCCAAUACUCGAGGUCUUUGCCUGGCACAGUAUUGUAAUUUUUAUUGUUUUAUCUUGCAAAUCACCUGAAUUGUAUCAAUGGAACUGCUAUCUUGUGUCAUAUAUUGUAUGUUUGUUAUAUAUUUUGGAAAUUUUGGGAUAUGGCUAAUUCUCUGGGCAUCCCUAAGCUGUACAUGAGGCAUUGAAUGUGCUCAUAGAUAAUCCUCCUUAGGUUAAGGUUAAUCUUUCUCCUCGUUUUGCGGCGCCUUCAAGAGAAGAGAAAAUCUGCAAAGUGUAAAUUCUGUAUCAUAUGCUUUCAAAGGUAGGAUCAUAGAGCUCAGACUUACUUUAUGCUGUUGAUCGUUUAUUUCUGGGAGGGGUAACUGUUUGUUUAAUUCAAUCAAAAUGAUGUAUAUUUGUCCCUCUUUUAGGCGUGUAUAGAACUGACUGCAAUGGACCAAUAUUGGCUGAAAUGUAAGGGAAAGCGUGCAAUAUUUCUCAAUCAUACCACAAGAUCAAACUGACCGUGUCGAGAGAACGUCACAAUGCAUUGACAAUCAGUUGAACAGGCACAUACUCAACAGACGUCAAGCUGCAGGGGUGUUUGAACAUGACUUGGCAUUAUCAAAAACAUCCAAGGUGCCAGAUAUAUGUAUGUAUCUAUAUCUAUAUAUAUAGAUAUAGAUAAAUAUAUAGAUAUAUAUAUCUAUACACACACACACACACAUAUAUAGAUAUAGAUAUAUAUACAUACAUUACAACAUUUUACAGGAGGUUUCUCAUAGUAAAGUGGCACUGAUAUGCACUGAUAUCUCAAGGUAAAAAUACAGCAGUGGAAAAUGCCAGCAUGAAGAGCAGAUAGUGACUAGUGCGCAGUGGGAACUGUUUUUGCUGUGGCUUUUCUAUUCCUGGCCAGCAUCCUACUAAGGUUUAGAGGAAUCCAAAUAACAUUUAAUAGUUACCCACAAAUAUAUAGAUAUAUGUAUAUACUCCCCAAAUGCAAAGACAUGUAUAACCUUGAGUGUGGCCUGUUGUCCUGGUUGGGGUUAACCAAGUGAAAGCAACGUUCAGGUGAUUUGUGGAAACUGCUGUCCAUCUGCAUUUUGACCUUUCCAAUAUUUGGCAUGAAGCCAUACGGACAGCGGGACGCCUGCUGUUAAAAAGUGUUGCUGUUUGUACAUAGAAAGCGAGGUGGGAAAGGACAGACGAUGCUAAAACCGUGCACUCUUUUAAAACGACAACUACUGAAGCAUAUUCCCUUCCUCAGAGAUCUUGAGUUACCUGGAUAUUAAAAUCCAGAGAAUGUAAAAGAUGAACUUGUGCAAUCAUCUGUGAAGUUUGGAUACCUCUGGGCAGACAAUCGUUCUGAUUCUGCUACUGACACAGAUUUUACCAGAGGCCUUACAUUUCCCUUUUCUGCCUUACAUUGACCAUUGUUAUGCUAGGCCUAGAGCGAACACUGCUUACUCUACACCCACAGUCCGAAUUGAUUUUCUGGACAAAAAAAAAAAAAAAAAAAAAAAAAAGAUUAGGACUCUCAUGCAGAAUUUGCUGCACAGAAAUAAGAAAAGGCCAUAUUUUCUAACGAGGCUCUGGUUUGUUAGUAUUUGAACGGAAAUACUAAUUGAACAAAGGAACUUGACAUAUUUUACCAACAUUAAGCGAUCCGUCUCUCUCUCAUGCUCUGUUCCCCUGGUUAAUGCAGUGCUGUAACUGUUAACACCAACACUUGGCUUUCAUAGGCUGUACAUACUGAAUACCUUAGUAAAGGCUUGGAAAACAUUUUCAUUGUACAGGGUGUGUAUCUUGUAGUUUUUUGGAUAACUUCAUUUUAUCCAUUUCCUUGUGUUUUUAUGUACAGUGUAUAAAGAACAUAUGAAGAACAACAA
Molecule: messenger RNA, 8451 nt
Organism: Myripristis murdjan (pinecone soldierfish)
Lineage: Eukaryota; Metazoa; Chordata; Actinopteri; Holocentriformes; Holocentridae
Product: membrane-associated phosphatidylinositol transfer protein 2-like
Exons: 25
Coding region: 832-5040 (1402 amino acids)
Biological process (GO): phospholipid transport
Cellular component (GO): cytoplasm
Molecular function (GO): phosphatidylinositol binding; phosphatidylinositol transfer activity; phosphatidylcholine binding
Source: RefSeq, a predicted model, not a curated record